AUGGCUGCGGAGCGGGCUGGAUGUGACCCCCAGGACCCACAGGACAUGAUCCAGGAGCCCGAGUUUGACCCGGAGUUUGACGAGCUGCACGGAGGAGCCGUCCCCAAGAGACAUGCGCGGGUCACGGUCAAAUACAACCGCAAAGAGCUGCAGAAGAGGCUGGAUGUGGAGAAGUGGAUCGACGAGAGCCUGGACCAGCUUUAUUCUGGACAGCCCCACCAGCUCACUCUGGAGAAGGAAGUGAAGAAGGUAAUGUUUUCAUACCUCCAGAACUUCCACAGACACCAGUUGACCUACAGACUGAAGUAA
Molecule: messenger RNA, 309 nt
Organism: Knipowitschia caucasica
Lineage: Eukaryota; Metazoa; Chordata; Actinopteri; Gobiiformes; Gobiidae
Source: the annotation of a GenBank genome assembly